AUGGACACAAUUUCUGAUGUGGUGGAUGAUCAGAAACCAGAUUACCCACAGGCUUUUCCUCCUUUGCCUACAAGUUCACGACCGCAAGAAACAACAACCAACAUGAAAUGGGGUCCGUCAGCUUUGCCAAGCAUUCCUUCAUCUAGUAUAACACAGGUGUUUCACGUUCCAAUGGAAGAACGCAAAUUUGGCCGACAUGGUGAACAAGUGCUUGGACCGGAACAACAACAAGCUCAAGUUUGCAAGGAGGUUAUGCAGAAAACUAAUACUACUAUAGAAGUAAGCUCAACUAAAGAUCAAACGCUAACCAUAAUGGUAACUGGUAAAAAGGAUGCCGUAGCAAAAGCUAAAAGAUUAAUCUUGAUCGGGUUACAAAAACAGAGUGCGAUUGAACUUCCAGUACAGAAGGAAUAUUUAGGUGCUAUUCUUGGUAGAGGUGGUAAAUCCUUACAACAAUUAGAAUUAACUACCUCCACUAAAAUAAAAGUCAUUGGUGAAGGCCCGAUUGUCAAUAUCCGUAUUACUGGAUCACGCGAUAAGAUAGAUGACGCGCGGCAUCAAAUUCUUGUAUUAGUCGAUCAGCAGGAAAAGCUAGCUCAUGAAAGAUUGAAUAUUUCGAAAAUUUAUCAUCCAUUUAUUUCUGGCCCAAAUGGUUCUAUAAUUAAGACAAUCUCUGAAAAAACUGGAGCUCGUAUUCAUGUACCACCUAUUUCGGUAGAAAAGGAUGAGAUUGUCGUGUCUGGCGAGAAAGAUGGAGUAUUGAAGGCUGUAAAAGAAAUAAGUGCAAUUUAUAACGAAAAGAGGCGAAAAUGUAAGACGGUAUCGGUUGAGGUAAAGAAAUCUCAGCAUAAAUACGUUAUCGGACACCGUGGACAAGGAUUGCAAGAGAUUUUAGAAUUAACUGGUGUCUCAGUUGAAGUUCCUCCUAGUGAUAGUAAUUCGGAAACAAUAACAUUACGAGGUGAACAAGAGCACUUGGGCAAUGCUUUAACUCAUGUUUAUGAAAAGGCAAAUAGUACAAUCAGUGAAAAAGUUGAUGCUCCUGUUUGGCUGCAUAGGCAUCUAAUAGGAAAGAAAGGAGAAAAUAUCUCGAAAGUAUUGCAGGACAUGUCCAAACUUCAUGUCGAAUUUGAGAGAGAUCGAGAUCUAAUUAUUCUAGAAGGUAAACCAGAGGAAGUUCAAGUCGUAAAGAAAAACUUGCAAAAAUUUAUGAAAAAUUUGGUGGAUAAAAUGGAUCACAUUGAAAUCAAAAUUAACCGACGAUUUUACAAGCAGCUUAUCGGCAAAAAUAAGGCUAACAUAAAUGCGAUUAAAAAUCAAACUGGUACUAUGAUUUAUUUCCCAUCUGAUGAAAGUAGCGAAGUUAUUUCCAUAGAAGGAGAUUCUGAUGGUGUUAAAUUAGCUAAAGAAAAAAUUCUUAGCCUUGUUAAAAAAUGGGAAAAUGAAAGGGUUAAAGACCUGGUUUUCGAACAGAAAUUCCAUAGAAGGAUAAUCGGAUCAAAGGGUAGUAAUAUUCGAGAAAUAAGCGCUGCAUAUCCGGAGAUUAGCAUUAAUUUUCCCGAUCCACAAAGCGAUAGCGAUGUUGUUCAAGUACGUGGUCCGAAGGAUGAUGUAGACAAGGUUUGCAGUAAAUUGAAGAAAAUUUAUUCGAACUUGAUAGAAAGCAAUCACGUAGAAGAGUUCAGUGUUUUCAAGCAAUUUCAUCGUAAUAUAAUUGGGAAAGGUGGAAUCACGAUUAGAAAGAUCCGAGAGGAAACAAACACAAGGAUAGAUAUUCCAAAUGAAAAUAGUGGUAGUGAUAUUAUUAAGGUAACUGGUCGUCAGAAAGAUGUGAAAAUGGCAAGGGAAAAGAUCUUAGCUAUUCAAAAGGAACUCGCCAAUGUUGAAGAAAUUACUGUCUCUAUACCACAAAAAUAUCAUAAUAGACUGAUUGGUAGUAAAGGAAAAUUAAUUCGCUCUAUUAGUAAUGACUGUGGUGGGGUUAUUAUCAAGAUACCUGAUGGUAAGACAACCAGCGAUAAAAUUGUUAUUAGAGGACCCAAAGACGAUAUCAAAAAUGCUAAGGCAAUGCUAUUGGAGAUUGCUAACGAGCAGGAAUUGCAUAGUUUUACUACUGAAGUUCGCGCCAAGCCAGAAUUUCAUAGAUUUUUAAUUGGUGCUGGUGGCCGAAAGAUUAACAAGUUAAAGCAGAAUACUUCUACUCGAAUUAUAUUUCCAACGCAAAAGGAUGAAGAUAAAGAACUUAUCGUCAUUAUAGGUACUAAAGAAAACAUUGAGAAAACCAAAGCUGAAUUAGAAGAUCAGAUACGCGAGCUGGAAAACACUAAAGAAGAGACAAUAUCAAUUGCUCCAAAAUAUUAUAAACGCCUUCUCGCAAAUGGUAGACAGAUUUUAAGGGAAAUCUCGGAAGAAAAUGGCAAUGUAAUAAUUUCUAUACCAAGAGAUAACGCCUCAGAUAAAGUCAUUAUUAAAGGAUCAAGUAGCUGUGUUGAUAGUGCCAAAGUGAAAUUAUUAGAAAUUGUGGAUGAAAUCGAUUCUAUGGUUACCAUUGAUUGUCAGGUUUCUCAGAAAUAUCAUAAGAACAUACUAGGUGUAAAAGGAUGUAACAUACAGCAAGUUGUAUCUGAUUUUAAAGUUGAUGUGAAGUUUCCUAAUAAAUCAGCUAAUCGUCAGAAAAAUUUACCUAAUGGAGGUGCAGUCGAUGAUAAUGAUCCAAUCAAGACAGAUAUCAUUACAAUUACAGGACUACCCGCCAAUGUUGAAGGCGCUAAAGAAGCUAUCUUGUCAUUUGUGCCUAUAAGCGAAGAGAUGAAUGUCUCCAUCGAAUAUCAUCGCUCUCUAAUUGGAGUGAAAGGCCGAGAUAUUCGUGCAAUGAUGGAAAAAUACAGCGUUAACAUUUCAGUACCUCCUGCUGAUCAACAUAGUGAUUGUAUCAAAAUUUUUGGAACCCCAAGUCAAAUUGAAAAAGCCAAAUCAGCCAUACUGGAUAGAAUUAAAGAAUUAGAAGAGGAAAAAGAGGAUAAGAAAAAGAGAAAUUUCCAAAUAGUUGUUGAAGUUGAUCCUUGUCAUCAUUCCAAAAUCAUUGGCCCGAAAGGUUCGACAAUUAGCAAGAUUCGUGCUGAUCAUAAUGUUCAAGUGAAAGUUCCUUCAGACAAAGAAAGCAACGAUCGUAAAAUCGUCAUUACUGGUUAUGAAAAUGAAGCUAAUGCUGCCAAGCUUAAAAUAGAAAAGAUCGUUCAAGAUUUGGAAAAUCAGAUUGUUGAAUCAUACACUAUGGAAUACCGCAUACAAAGAAAUAUUAGUCGUCUUCCUGAUAUUCGCGAAAUAACCAAAGAUCGCAAAGUCAGCAUUAAAUUUUCCAAAGAUCAAGAGAAUAACAACGUUGAAAUAACUGGAUUAGCAGAAAAUAUUGAGGGUGCUAAGAAAGACCUUGAUAAGCUAAUUGAAACUGAACGGGAAAAGAUCGAAGAAAAAGAACUUUUAAGUCAUUAUAUGUAUAAACGAGAAGAACGCCAGGAUCAUCAAUCGUCGAGCCGAGGGAGAAAUUCGAAAAGUAGAGGCUAUGUUGUUAGAAAUGCACCUUGGGAUCACUCACAGGGAUUAUCACCUCCAAGUACUACUGACACUCAAGCUUUUCCAGCUUUUGGUGAUUCCAUAGAUUCAAAUGGACCCAAUAGCAAUUGGGGUCCUAGUCAAAAUACUGCUCUAUCUGGUAGGAAUAUUCAAGACUACUAA
Messenger RNA from Trichoplax adhaerens, 3735 nucleotides. RefSeq lists its product as uncharacterized. The record is from RefSeq and is a predicted model, not a curated record. NCBI's taxonomy places the organism in Eukaryota, Metazoa, Placozoa, Uniplacotomia, Trichoplacea, Trichoplacidae. Gene Ontology annotation, molecular function: mRNA binding. The transcript has 23 exons. Gene Ontology annotation, cellular component: cytoplasm; nucleus. The coding region runs from base 1 to 3735 and encodes 1244 amino acids.